Molecule: messenger RNA, 3202 nt
Organism: Caretta caretta (loggerhead turtle)
Lineage: Eukaryota; Metazoa; Chordata; Testudines; Cheloniidae
Gene: ASCC2
Product: activating signal cointegrator 1 complex subunit 2
Biological process (GO): regulation of DNA-templated transcription
Molecular function (GO): ubiquitin binding
Source: RefSeq, a predicted model, not a curated record
GGCGGGAAGCCCAGCGGCCGGCGGGCCCCGGCUGCUCCCGUCCCGCGGGGCACCGUCAGCCUCCGCCCGGGCCAGGCGGGAUCCAGGGGGACCCUCCUCCGAGACCCGGCGCUCGGGGCCGCCCCGGGGAGAGCGCAGGGCGGUCGGGCUCCGGCGGGGGCCGCGGCCCUGAGGGAGCGAGGAGGACCCCGCGGGGCCGCCUUUCCGGCCGGUGGCGGAAGCGCCCUUUGACCCCGGAAGUGCCCGGCCGGGGGGCGGGGCUGAGCUGUCAGAGCCGGACGGGCCGGUAACGGGCUGGAGCCGCCGCUCAACAAUCUCUUGGUCAGCAGUCUAACUUUCGUCGGUACUGAGCAUCGACAGAGAGAUCUCAGCACAAUGCCAGUAUUGCCCUUGGAGGAACUCCAGCUUAGAGAGACGGAUCCAAAGACAGGGAAACUGAGGACUUUACCAGCAUUGCAUCCAGAACUGAAAGCUGAUCGGUCUUUUGUGCUAUAUAAACCACCCCCUAAAGUCAGAGACCCUGCUCUAGUGGAGGAGUUCUUGGAACGAGCAAAGUUCAUUGCAGAUGAUCUGAACUGGCUUCUGGCUUUGCCUCAUGAUAAAUUUUGGUGCCAGGUCAUAUUUGAUGAGACACUUCAGAAAUGCCUGGAUUCAUAUCUGUGCCAUGCCCCUCGCAAGUUUGAUGCAUCGUUGGAUUUCCCUCUGGAGGUGAAUGACAUCCAAAAAUGCCUUCAUCGGAGUGUCUUCCUAACCUUCCUCAGAAUGUCCACUCACAAGGAGUCUAAAGAACACUUCAUCACACCUUCUGUUUUUGGAGAAAUUCUUUACAAUAACUUCCUGUUUGACAUCCCUAAGAUUCUGGAUCUGUGUGUGCUCUUUGGGAAAGGAAAUGGCUCCCUACUUCAGAAGAUGAUUGAAAACAUCUUCACUCAGCAAUCAAGUUACUUCAGGGACUUGAAUGAGACGGUGCCCACAAUCCUACAGGUGUUCAACAACGUUCUGCAGGAGUGUGGCUUGCAAUGUGAUGGGGCCUCAGCCAAGCCCCAGAAAUUGGAAGAAAGAGUCAAAGUGACUCCUAGUACCAUGCCUCUCCAGGCAUUGAAGGAUAUCGUGCUGUACUUGUGUGACACUUGCACUACCCUUUGGGCCUUCCUUGAUGUCUUUCCCCUGGCCUGUCAGACUGUCCAAAAACAUGACUUCUGUUACAGACUGGCUUCAUUUUAUGAACUCGCGUUUCCUGAGCUGGAAUCUGCAAUUAAGAGGAGGACAUGUGAGGAUAAGAGCUUACUGGCUGACUUGUGGAGGAGGCUUUCUCAUUCCAGGAAGAAGGUGGUGGAAAUCUUUCAUAUUCUCAUUAACCACAUCUGCCUCCAGCCCAUCUUAGAAAGCAGCUAUGAGAAUAUUCAGCCCUUUAUUGAAGAGUUUCUGCAGAUCUUCACCUCAGUGCUUCAGGAGAGGAGGUUUCUUCGUGACUAUGAUGAGCUGUUUCCUGUGGCAGACGAUGUGAGUCUGCUUCAGCAGGCAUCCUCUGCCUUGGAUGACACCCGGACAGCAUAUAUCCUCCAAGCAGUGGAAAGUGCCUGGGAAGGUGUGGAGAGGAGAAAAACACCAGUCAUUAAAAGCCCACCUCCACCAAUGGUACCUGAUGGAGCUUCAGCGAUGGUGGAAAAUGCUCCUAAGGACUCAGAAGGGCUUGAUGGUGCAUACCACUUGGAGUAUGAUUGUGCUGGAGCAACUGCAGCACCCGCUGCCAAGGUCUCAGGGGUGGAGUUGGAUUCUUUGAUUUCUCAAGUGAAAGAUCUGCUGCCUGACCUAGGGGAAGGCUUCAUAUUGGCCUGCCUGGAGGAGCACAGCUACAGUGUAGAGCAGGUGAUCCACAACAUCCUGGAGGAUAGGCUGGUACCAUCCCUGGACAAACUGGAGCGAACAAUGCCAAGGCAGGUGAAGACAGAACCAACCCCUCUGGUUACUUCUCGAUACAACAUCUUCCAGGACGAUGAGUUUGAUAUAUUCAGCAGGGACUCAGUGGACAUGUCCCGGGUACAAAAAGGCAGGAGGAAGGACAAAGAUACGACAAAAAGUUUACUGAAUGACAAGCGCCUGAUAGCUGAGCAGAAGGAACGCUACAGCCAGUACAGUGUGAUCGUAGAGGAGGUCCCUGAGCAGGAGGGGGAAGCCCAGUUCUAUAGGGUUGACUAUGAGGAUGAAUACGACGACACCUAUGACGGCAACCAGGUGGGGGCGAACGAUGCUGACUCAGAUGAUGAGCUGAUCAGUAGGAGGCCAUUUACCAUCCCUCAAGUCCUGAGACCCAAAGGACAAGAGGAGGAGGAGGAGGAGGAGGAGGAAGUAGAGGAGACUGAAAAGGAAACAACAAAGCAGGACCAUUUUGUGCAGGACCCAGCAGUGCUGAGGGAGAGAGCUGAAGCCAGACGGAUGACUUACCUUGCAAGGAAAGGGUACAAGUAUGACAACACCCCGGCUGUUGUAGGGAAUGUCAAGGGGCAUGGACAGAGCCGGGAUACAGUCCAGGAGCGAAAGAAGAAGGAAGCCAACAAAGGGGCAAGAGCUAAUCAUAACCGCCGAGUCAUGGCUGACAGGAAACGGAACAAAGGCAUGAUUCCUUCAUGAGGGACUCUUAGCCCAAAGCAUUGCGUUGGAUUCAGGCCUUCACUUCUGAGGGCCUCCUGAUCUUAAGUUACGGUGCAAUACCCAGCCCUUCAAUGUUAAGUGGGAUCACCCAGCCCUUCGGAGAGCUUUCCGUUUACAAAUAGGAACUGCCCCUCAGGCAGGCUUGCUGCUGUGCUAGUUGUCAAUACAGCUAAUGCAGCAACCGCCAUUCAGGAUUUUUUAAAACUAUUUGUAAUGAUUCUGUGAGAACUUUAUUUUCAUAUAAGAAACACCCCCCCACCCCCACCCCCCAACUGCCUGGGGCAUCCACUCAGCACAGCUAGGAGCACUUAGAAUGAGCACUACGACUGGCAAUGAGGUUUGCCUGCGCCAUUAGCUACAGCUGCCCACUCCACACACGUUGCCUUAUUCUGCAGGAGACUGAUGGGAUGCAUAGAAACCAACGCACAACAGCCCAUUCCUGUUGCCGACAAAGCCCUAGGAGUUCAGCUGUAUAGUGAUGUACUUUAAAUUCCUCUCCCUCCAGCGAGAAACCUGUAUAAAAACAUGCAGAUAAAGAAUUUGAAUCUUU